This is a messenger RNA of Pangasianodon hypophthalmus (striped catfish), 5034 nucleotides long. RefSeq names its product retinoic acid receptor beta. The transcript has 8 exons. The coding region runs from base 751 to 2106 and encodes 451 amino acids. Gene Ontology annotation, cellular component: transcription regulator complex; nucleus. Gene Ontology annotation, biological process: cellular response to corticotropin-releasing hormone stimulus; regulation of transcription by RNA polymerase II; retinoic acid receptor signaling pathway. Gene Ontology annotation, molecular function: nuclear receptor activity; nuclear glucocorticoid receptor binding; zinc ion binding. NCBI's taxonomy places the organism in Eukaryota, Metazoa, Chordata, Actinopteri, Siluriformes, Pangasiidae. The record is from RefSeq and is a predicted model, not a curated record.
AAGUUUUUUUGUUUAAUCUUCACUGUGGUUAAAGAAGAGCGCGCGCUUCUGCUGCUGCCACUCCGUGCGAGCGCGCGCGCGCGUGUGUGUGUGUGUGUGUGUGUGUCGGCGCGCGCUGGCGGGUUUUAAAGCUCGCGUGAGAACUUGGUGAUGUCAGAGCGGCUCGGGUCAUUUGAAGGUUAGCAGCCUGGGAAGGGUUCAUGGAGAGUUCACUCGCAUACAUUAAGCAAUCCAAUCUUUCACUCUGCGCGACAAAAAAAAGAAAGAAUCUAGUAGGAAAUGAGCUGCGCGGAGGCAGGAGAAGUCAUUCGUCAUCGACCGGGGGAGAGAUGCGCUUUUAAACUCGAUCUGCGUUGUUUAUAAAAAAAUAUAUCUGAUCGGAUAGAGGACAGUCCUUCCUGCGCUGGAGAGAGAGAGAGAGAGAGAGAGAGAGAGAGAUACACACAUAGCGGGAAAUCACUUACAGUACAUCUGUUGCAUUUUCCUGAAGAAGAAGAAGAAGAAGAAGAAAGAGAAGGAGAAGGAGUGAAAAUGAUGCACUGUCACUUUUUUCACUGCACCGACCUUCCUCAGUGGUGAUGAACUCUGUCACUCUGUCGGACUGAGCAGAAAACUCAUCUACACUUCAAUGGAGUUUUUGGAUGCACUUUUGCAAGACGCAAAACAUUUGCAAGACUAAAGGAGGAAGAGGAAGGAAGGGAAAAAAACGAGGGGAAGGCAGAAGGAGCUUGAGCUUGAGCCUGAGGGUGCAUGUCCACCAUGUUCGACUGCAUGGAUGUUCUGAGUCCGGGGCAGAUGCUGGAUCUGUGCAGCGCCAGUCCGGCGUGCAUGCUGCAGGAGAAGGCGCUGAAGGCGUGUUUCAGCGGAAUCCCACACACAGACUGGCGGCUCCGGCGCAGCGCGCACUCCAUCGAGACACAAAGCAGUAGUUCGGAGGAAUUGGUGCCCAGCCCGCCCUCGCCCCUGCCCCCUCCACGCGUCUACAAGCCCUGCUUCGUGUGCCAGGACAAAUCCUCUGGGUACCACUAUGGCGUCAGCGCCUGCGAGGGGUGCAAGGGUUUCUUCCGCAGGAGCAUCCAGAAGAACAUGGUGUACACAUGUCACAGGGACAAGAACUGCAUUAUCAACAAGGUGACGAGGAACCGCUGCCAGUACUGCCGUCUGCAGAAGUGCUUUGCUGUUGGAAUGUCUAAAGAGUCUGUGCGGAAUGACAGGAAUAAAAAGAAGAAGGAAAGUCCGAAACCGGAGCUGACAGAAACCUAUGAGCUCACAGCUGAGCUGGAGGCCAUCAUUGAAAAGAUCCGGAGGGCACACCAGGAGACGUUCCCAUCCCUCUGCCAGCUGGGCAAAUACACCACGAACUCGAGUGCCGACCAUCGUGUGCGUCUGGAUCUGGGUCUGUGGGAUAAGUUCAGUGAGCUGGCCACCAAGUGCAUUAUCAAAAUUGUGGAGUUUGCCAAACGGGUGCCAGGCUUCACUGGACUCACUAUCGCCGACCAGAUCACUCUGCUCAAAGCCGCCUGCCUGGACAUAUUGAUCCUCCGUAUCUGCACACGGUACACACCGGAUCAGGACACCAUGACCUUCUCAGAUGGACUGACACUAAACCGGACGCAGAUGCACAACGCCGGAUUUGGGCCGCUCACAGACCUGGUGUUCACCUUCGCCAACCAGCUCCUGCCCAUCGAGAUGGACGACACGGAGACAGGCCUGCUCUCAGCCAUCUGCCUCAUCUCCGGAGAUCGUCAGGAUCUGGAGGAGCCGUCCAAGGUGGACCAGCUCCAGGAGCCUCUUCUGGAAGCGCUGAAGAUCUAUGUGAGAAAGCGCAGACCCAGCAAGCCCCACAUGUUCCCCAAGACCCUUAUGAAGAUCACGGAUCUCCGCAGCAUCAGCGCCAAAGGUGCCGAGCGAGUCAUCUCUUUAAAGAUGGAAAUCCCUGGUUCUAUGCCUCCUCUCAUUCAGGAGAUGCUGGAGAACUCCGAGGGCCAGGAUGGACAGAGCUCUUUGGAAAAGAGCAGUGUGGAAGAAAAUAGCAGCUCCGUCGAUCUGAAGUCUGCCACGUCGCCCUCUCCAGAACCCUCUUCCUCGUCGAGCGAGGAACCUUAGAAGCAGAGUAGUGAGAACCCCAUGUCUCUCUUAUUGUGCACAGUACAAGUGGACCAUCAGUGCUACCUUAUCCCCAGUGUAAACAUUUUUUUUAAAGAAUUUAUUCCACCUUUCUUCAUCUAUGACUACAAAAACACUAGAAACAAGGACGGUUGUCCAGGAUGAAAAUGUGCUUUGCGCUUAAAAACAUUCAAGCAUUCGUACUAUGGAACUUCCAACAUGCACAGCCUGCAGCACACUCAAGUGUGUAUGCGAGCACAUUCGUGUGUUACUGAAUGCCUAACAGAGGUGAAACUCCUCAGGUCUGCUGUGUAUAUUUUUGCUAAACCUGCAUGACAGGCUCUUAAUUCGUCCUCCGCUCCCUCUCUCUCUCUAUAUGUCUCUCUGCCAUCGUUCAUGUUGGCAUGCAUUGUACAUACCAUCGUAUGAAUAGACCUCUGUAUGACACAUUUUGUGGUGCUUUUUUAAGUCUUAAUAUUAUCAUUUGAGGCGAAACAUUAAAUUUAAAGAUGAACAGAUGACCUUUAACCAUUAGAGGGCACUAUAAAGAGCAUUAAUGGACAAUAAGCUCAGCUGUGCAUCUUUAAACGAGGCUCUUCAUAUAAAUUCCUUUAAAAGAAAUCUAUAUAGAAUGUUCUGGCAUAAAGACAAUAUGGCAGUCUAAUAUUUUCUAUAUUCAUAUAUUUAAUCCUGUUUUGUUUCUGUAUCUUCAUUUGUUUCAUAUCAGGAAAAUACACACACACAUACACACACACACACACACACACACACACACACACACACACACACAGUAAAUGACUAGCUAAUGACUAACUGUCAUUACCUUUCAUUAGUAAUAGAGGGAGUCCACAGGAGCAGCAUUUUCACUUCAAAUCUAUAAGUGCAAGUUGAUAUAAACUCUGUAUUUCUGAUGUGACAUGCACAUCUUAUUGAGUUGAUAUUCAUUCAUUCACCUGCAGUAUCACUUUAUCUUAAAUCAUUGUGGUGGUGAAUCCGGUGCCUAUCCCAGGAAUACUGGGAAUGAGGCGGAAAUACAGUCUGAAUGGGAUACCAGUCCAUCACAGGGCACCAUGCACACACUGUCACACCUAGGGGCAAAGUAGAGUAGCUAAUCCACCCACGAGCCUGUUUUUGGGAGGUUGGAGAAAACUGGAGUAUUCAGAUGAAUCCCACACAGACACGGGGAGAACAUGCAAAACUUUACAAAGACAGUAACCUGAGCUCAGGAUCAAAUCUGGGAUUUGGGAAGGAACUAAAUCCAGUAAAAGUGUGUAUGUGGAAUUUACCCCCAAAAAAGCAUCAAUUCAAUGUGAUUACCUGAAUCGCAAAUCUUCCUUUAGUAGUUUUUGGCAGUAAAACAUGCCAAAAAAAAAAAACUUUCUCCGUUCUUUGCCCAAAACACAGUGCAAUUAUGGAGCACAAUUCUCAAAAUUCUGUGCUGAUCCUAAAAAAUUUCUUUUAUUCAAAUUAAGCUGUCUUUGUAAAAAUACCUGUUAUGGAAAUGACUUUCAGUACACACAUAUACACACACUUCUCACAUGAUGCAAGAUUUCGAAAUUACAGUGGCACUUAAAAUUUACUUAAAACCUAAAACUAGCUCCUGAAACAUUUAUAUGAAAUUAUGUAAAUGUAUAAGGCAGAGAAAGUAUAAUCACAGCUUCAGAUGCUGGAUUUUCAGUGCUUCUGAUCCUUUGGGGAAUCUGCACUUGAGAAAUGUGGUCAGGUAGUAAAUGUCACUCCAGUAGGUUCAACCACAAGAGACUGGAAUCAAACAUUUUUCACUUACAGCAACUUUAAAUGACUUUACAUAACAGUGUUACAGUUUUUUUUUCUUUCUUCAAUCGCAAGAUGCCUCUUCGUCACAGCUCAUGAAUGUUUUUUUUCCUCAUGCCUCAGAAGCCUCAGCUCCAAACAGCAGAACUGAAGAAAUCUACAUUCAUAUCCACAUCUUUAAAGAACUAGUCAAAGAACUGGUUUUCUUCAUGGUUAUUAUUGUUGUUUUUAUUGAUGAUGAUGGUGUUGAUCAGUAUGAUGGCAACAUUUUAUGUUGUGAACUUUUCCCAGGUUCUGUUAAGGUGGUAGGUUUAUUCAGCUUGUGGAUAUCUGUGGCCUUUCAGACCAUCACGACUGAAUAUUAUGUGUUGGUUGUGACAUUGAAUGUAUUGUACAUGCUGUACUUGUCGCUCCUGCCAAGCACAGACGGAGAGGUUUAUGUAUUUCUUCAUUCUUCAGUAAUAAUAUCUGUAAGUUCUGUUGCCACUCAUAAAGCCCUGAUUGACAUCAUCUCAGAGAGCCUGUAAUUAUGUGACUGAAACUAAAUGUGACGCUCACAGUCCCACAGUUCAGUUGCACUGCUCUUUUUUCUCUUCAGAACAAAUUUUUUUAUUUUUAACAUUUACAGUUUUCAGCUACAGUGUUGAGACAUGGUCACUUUUUCCUCUAAGCUCAAGCAGCUGGACUGAAUAGAGUCUUUAAUGGAAUAAUCCUGUAACAUUUGAGGAAAAGUUAAAAGAAAGAAAAACAUUAAGAAUAAGCCGUGAUUUUCUGCUGACUUUCACACCAUCCUAUUGCAUCGUGCAUCAUUUUGGAGUCAAAGAAAUAUCAUGUUUAUGUCACGUUUGCCUUUUUCCCCCAAAAAAAUCCUGCAGUCAUGAGGAAUACUUUGAUUGACUUAAUGAACCCUAAAGGACUUGUGGACGGGAGCAGCACGUCUUGAAGACUUUAAUGAUAAACCUGUCCAGGUCAUGCCUCCACAGAAGCAGCAUCUAUCUUUACUGUUUUUUUUUUUUUUUCUUUUUUUUGCUCAUUUAUGCCCUGUUUGUACAUUAACAAUGCUUUGUAUGUUCAUAUGCUGUUUACCAUGAACUCUCUUGGUGAAAUAAUGAAAAUAUAUUUAUUUUAAAAUAAAGAUGUGCGGAGAUAUUUGGA